ACAUCUUUUUAAACAUUGUUAAAACGCAUAUAAAUGUCGAAACAUGUAAAUUAAUAGACACAUAAAACAACAAUGCAUUGAGACAGAACAGAAAACUGAUGUGUAUCAUGUCAUCAAAUUAUUUACGCACAGUGUGUUAUUGUUUUGUUUUUUAAAACCGUGAGUUGAACCAUUAAGGUUGGUCACAUUUAGAACCAACUGAUAACCUUUUACCGAGACUCACAAAAGAUCCUUGUAAGGGUUCAAAGUGGAAAAACAUCAUGUGUUAAUUUUCCAUCUCCUAUUCGCGACUUUUUCCAUCUGUGAACAAAAGAGGCUUUUAGUAAUCAGCUCCUAAUCUGCUGAUAAACCCUUGGAAUCCUCCCCCCAAAUGUUCCAUCAGAAAGCCCAGACGUACUUUCGGGAUCAGGUGUCAAACCUAUUUCUCUGACGUUGGAGGAUCAUAUAUAAAAGUAGUAUGAAACUAUGUGGGCUUCAGUCACAGAUCAGCACUUGUGCUGCAGAUCUUCCCCGCCUGUUUGUUUCGUUUGGACCAAAAGAGGCGCUGUUGAGUUGCAUUUUGAAGUUUUUUUUGCCUGAAUUGAAAAUAUUUUCUCUCACACUUUCUCCAACUCUUGUCCCAACGCCUAAAGUUAAGAGCUUAGCCUGAGAGCAUAUAGAGACCAAGGAUCAGACCCGAAAUGGCUCAACAGCAGAUCUGGGAAGAAGGAGGCAUGUUAAUAAAUCCACUAAAAGCUGAAAGAGUCUCGAAAGGUUCAACCAUAUCUGCAUGCUUUAAUUUCAUCAACUCCAUAAUAGGAUCUGGAAUUAUUGGUUUACCAUAUGCAAUGAACCAGGCAGGUCUCCCAUUGGGAAUUAUUCUUUUGAUUGCUGUUGGAUUCGUCACAGACUACUCAAUUGUUCUGCUAAUCAGAGGAGGGAACCUUUCAGGGACAAGUAGUUAUCAGUCUCUGGUGCAAAACACAUUUGGGUUCCCUGGAUUUAUGAUCUUAUCUGCUCUGCAGUUUCUUUAUCCUUUCAUUGCCAUGGUCAGCUAUAACAUCACAGCUGGCGACACGCUGACAAAAGUGUUUUUAAGGAUACCAGGAGUUGGACCAGAUCACAUCCUAGCAGAACGUCACUUUGUGAUCCUCUUGUCGACCUUACUGUUCACUCUGCCACUGUCACUUUAUCGAAACAUAGAGAAACUUGGCAAGGUGUCCUUCCUGUCCAUGGUCCUGACUCUCAGCAUCCUCGUCAUUGCUGUCAUCAGAUCAGCCACACUCGGACCCCAAAUUGAGCCUACAGAGAAUGCAUGGUCAUUUGCAAAAUGGAAUGCCAUUCAGGCAGUUGGAGUCAUGUCUUUUGCUUUUAUCUGCCACCACAACAGCUUUCUGAUCUAUAACUCACUGGAGCAUCCCACGUUAUCAAACUGGUCUCGGGUCACCCACAUCUCCGUGGGCUCGUCUCUGGUCAUCAGUGCUGCGUUUGCCGUUGCAGGCUACACAACGUUCACUGGCUACACACAAGGUACAAAGCAAAAUGUGCUGAGUGCUAUUCCUCAAACAGAUUUCUGGGUUAUAAAUAAAUACGCCUUAUUUUUAUUUUUUUUUUACUUUUCAGGAGAUAUAUUUGAGAACUACUGCAGAGACGAUAACCUGGCAACAUUUGGCCGCUUCUGCUUUGGCUUCAGCAUAAUCACCACGUUUCCACUUGAGUGUUUUGUUACCAGAGAGGUGGUGUCCAAUGUCUUGUGCAGACGUGAUCUUUCAAAAGCUGAACAUGCAGCCAUAACCGUGCUCAUAGUUACAAUGUGCACAGCAAUAUCUCUGGCCUAUGACUGCCUGGGAAGAGUUUUGGAGCUAAAUGGGGCUCUGAGCGCCACCCCUCUGAUCUUCAUCCUCCCAUCUGCCUGCUUCCUCAAGCUCUCCCCCGGUCAUUUUUACCAAGGUGAAAACCUGAUUCCCACCUUGUUGAUAAUAGCCGGCCUGUUUGUCAUGAUCACUGGUCUGACCUCAACUUUAAUCAACCCUGACGACUGCUCACACGGUGUGGAGAUGUUCUACUGUGCAGAUGCUAACAUUACCAGCACAAUGACACCUGGAUAAAAGAAUUCAUUUGAUUAGAUUUUUUAUAUUACUGGCAAACCAGUGUUCUCAUCUGCUUUUGUGGACAUUUAUCAUGCUACAUUGUCGGAAUACGGGUCUUUUUGUGUUGUUUUGUAUGAUGUAACAGUUUGAGGGAGAUUCUUCCUUUAUAUUUAAAUAAAUCUGUAUAUUAUUUGAUGUUAAUAACCAUAAAACAGCAAAAUAUCACAGGGUGAAAUGCUGAAGGCAACCAUGAACUUGGUAGCCCACGUACCUUUGGUCUUCCUAAUGCUCUUGAGGCUAAUUGGAACCAAAGGUUUCCUACCAGAACAUCUUAUGCAGUAUUUUUUGGAAAGGGGAGCCGGAGAAGCAGCAUAUUAUUAUCCACAGUUUAAGAGAGAAAAAAAUCUUGAGCAAUCAGGUAUACUGGUGCAAGAUUUAGCUGUUGACAUACUUUGAGUCAUGUAUGAGAUUAAUUGCAGAAGGGGAUUGGCUUGUUUUCCCCUCAGAUUUGUACUUACAGCACAGGGUUUGAGUUAAACGAGUAAACAAAGAAGUGCACACAGGAAAGAGAACUUUAUUGCAUCAAUAUGAACAUGUGUAAAAGCAGCAUGUGUGUGUAACUGGAUGCAGAUGAAAAAAAACUUUUAAAAUGGGCUACAAUUUACAGCAUUCACCAUUUUUUAUUCAAAGUCUUUGUUCCUUUUAUAUUUUUUUAUGCAUAAGUUUCAUACUGAUGAAGUUUAAGAGGAAAAUCAAUAAAACACCCUAAAA
Molecule: messenger RNA, 2840 nt
Organism: Nothobranchius furzeri (turquoise killifish)
Lineage: Eukaryota; Metazoa; Chordata; Actinopteri; Cyprinodontiformes; Nothobranchiidae
Gene: slc38a11
Product: solute carrier family 38 member 11
Biological process (GO): amino acid transmembrane transport
Molecular function (GO): L-amino acid transmembrane transporter activity
Source: RefSeq, a predicted model, not a curated record